Molecule: messenger RNA, 2625 nt
Organism: Morus notabilis
Lineage: Eukaryota; Viridiplantae; Streptophyta; Magnoliopsida; Rosales; Moraceae
Exons: 2
Coding region: 233-2191 (652 amino acids)
Source: RefSeq, a predicted model, not a curated record
CCAUCUCUGUGUCAGAACUGGCACUUUCCAUUUCUCACCCCCUCUCUCUCCUCUCUCUCUCUGUCUCUGUCUCUCUUAACUGGCCCAGUUCAGCAUAGCACAAUCCCAUUUCCAAUCCAAACAUCUGAAAAAAUCUGAAGAUUCCCAUUUGUAAAACCCCAAUUGGACUUCAAAAUUAAGAACUGUCACAAACUUUCCCCCCUCUCUCUCCUCACUUUCUCUCUCUUAUCUUAUGGAAUUAGUCCCAUACUCAGAACCUGACUCCCCAAACCCAGCUUGGCAAGACAUGUUCCGAUCGGCCUCAAUCCGAAAACCCUCCCCAUCCCCAUCCCCAACCCCACCAACCCACGCGCCUCCGACGGGGGCGCGUGAGGCCGACUCCCCUCCGACCGCCGCCGACCCAGAUCAGAAAUCCGCCCUCUCCGGCGACCCCCAGGUCCGACUCGCCCUCUGCAUCGCCAUGGCCCACGCCGGCCUCGCCUUCGCCAUCUUCACCCUCUUCGCCGUCUGCAAGCUUCUAGAAGAAUACCUCCGGCCCAUCCAAUGGGCCGUCCUCUGCUCCAUCCCCCUCCGGGGAAUCCAACAAACCCUCGUCGCCUUUUGGUCGGAGCCCUUAGGUUUAGGCCUCACCGAGACGGUCCUCGCCGUCCCGGUGGCGGUUUUUCGAGUCUUUGUGGGGACACUUGUGGAGGUCAGAGAAGUUUGUGUGAGAAUUGUUCUUAGAAAGCCUAAAUCAGGAACCCCUAGAAGGCACAUAAGUGCCUUUUCCAAGUUGAUCCGGUGGCUUGUGUCGUUUUGGAUAUUCAUCUUUGCUUAUGAGAGUUUUGGCAGAUUUGGAUCUAUAGCCCUUGUUGGAUUAGGAUUUGUUUUCAGUGCCACAACCGUUGACUCUACAAUGUCAACGGUUUCUUCCCUUAGGAGCAUUAGUUUUCCAAGGAGUAGAAUUAGUGCCUUUUUCACUAGAGGUUUGUUGAAGAAAUUGAAGACCAUUGUGGCAAUUGGUUUGAUUAUUGGUAUGAUUUUGGGCUUAAUUAUUGGUGUCAUUUUUUUCUCUUAUAAAAUUGGUGUUGAAGGUAAAGAUGCUGUUAUUUCUUUGAAAUCUCAUGUUGAGGAGAGCAAUUAUGCCGAAAAGAUUGGGGUUAGGCAGUGGAUGGAUGAGAAUGAUUUACCCGGGAUGGUUGAUAAGUAUAGCACACAAUUGUAUGAGACUGUUUCUGAGCAGAUUGAUAGUUUGGCAAUGCAGUAUAACAUGAGCGAGUUUGUCACUGGGAUUAAGCACUUUGUGAUUAAGCAACAGGGUAACUCAUCCGCGCCCUCGACGGCACUGAUCACCCCUUCGCCCUACACGGAGAAGCUCGUGAGCUUGAGAAACCGGAUUAGUAAUAGGGAGUGGGGAGAGAUUUACACGGAAGUGGAUGUCAUAGUUAGGGAAUUGAUAAUCAGCAGGGAAGAUCUUGUGGAGAAGGCGAAAGCGUAUGCGGUUAAGGGUGUGGACGUGUCGCAGCGUGUGCUCGCUAGUAGCACCACAAUUCUUGGAGGCGGUGCGAAGUUUGUGUUCUCAAUUGGCAAUUCCAUCAUCUCUGGCGCGGCUGAGGUGUUCAAUUUUUUGUCUCAGUCAAUGGUGUUCUUCUGGGUUUUGUACUAUCUGAUCACGUCGGAGUCUGGUGGAGUGACUGAGCAAGUGAUGUCUAUGGUCCCUAUUUCAAAAUCGGCGAGGGUUAGAUGUGUUGAGGUUCUUGAUCAAGCGAUCUCCGGCGUUUUGCUUUCCACAGCCGAGAUUGCCUUUGUUCAAGGAUGUCUCACUUGGCUCUUGUUCAGAUUGUAUAAAAUACAUUUCUUGUACAUGUGCACGGUUAUUGCAAUUGCAAGCUCUCUGUUUCCGAUUUUUCCAUCAUGGUUUGCUUCUAUUCCGGCGGCUUUACAGCUAGUCCUGGAAGGUAGAUACAUUGUAGCCAUUGUCUUGUCCAUUAUCCAUCUUGUGCUUAUGGACUAUGGCGCAUCAGAAAUCCAGGAGGAUAUACCGGGUCACAGCGCGUAUCUUACCGGUCUUAGCAUCAUCGGUGGAAUGACAUUGUUUCCCUCAGCGCUUGAGGGUGCGAUUAUGGGGCCACUCAUAACCACGGUCGUGAUUGCUCUCAAGGAUUUGUAUGCUGAAUUUGUUCUGGAUGGACCUAAGGAAAAGGAAAACUAGCAAGUAAUCCGCAUUUCUCGUGCUCUCGCAGCCUAGUGUCCCGUUCAUUCAUUAAAUUAGCCGCUUUAUUUGAAUCGCCAAGCAUAUUAAUAUUCUUUCACCGUCUGUCUGCAGUGAUUUUCUCUACUUAGAUGGUGUGUUCAUUUUUAAAUCAGUCUUUACUUAUGUAAUUUAUAGUACCUAGUGACAUAUUUUUUGCCUUUUAAUCUCCGAUUUCCCUGUAAAAUUAGAUGAGUUUCCUCAUUUUUGUUUGUAAUUGUAUUAAGGUCAGAUGGCUGGGUUUGUGUCCUUUUUGGGUAUAGUAUUUGGGAGUGCAUUUGAAGAAAUCAAAUGUUGUAAAUUCUCCAUGCACAUGUAAAGACAAAUCUUGUUUACUGUCUGAACGUGCAAACACUUUGAUGUAAGUUUUGGUCUAUCAUAUAAGCACAAAAAAU